AUGAUACUCGCCGUGCUCUUCGCCAACUCCGAAGGCAACAUCCGCAUCGAGAAGAUGAUACCCUCCUACUCCCAACCACUCACACCACAUCGAGAGGCCUGGAGCGUCAGCUCCUGCAAGCCCCGCAACGGCGUCGCCUCCCUCCGCGACGACAGCCUCGACACCUACUGGCAGUCGGACGGCGCGCAGCCGCACCUGGUCAACAUCCAGUUCCAGAAGAAGGUGCAGCUGCAGCUUGUUGUGCUGUACGUGGAUUUCAAGCUGGACGAGAGCUACACGCCCAGCAAGAUCUCCAUCCGGGCCGGCGACGGCUUCCACAAUCUCAAGGAAAUUAAAACGGUGGACCUUUUGAAGCCAGUAGGAUGGGUUCAUAUAUCAUUAUCUGGCACUGAUCCCCGAGAAACAUUCAUUCAUACAUUUAUGCUCCAAAUUGCGGUGCUGGCCAAUCACCUGAAUGGUAUUGUUGGUACCCUGAUUCAUUGUUGA
Molecule: messenger RNA, 486 nt
Organism: Triticum aestivum (bread wheat)
Lineage: Eukaryota; Viridiplantae; Streptophyta; Magnoliopsida; Poales; Poaceae
Product: anaphase-promoting complex subunit 10-like
Exons: 5
Coding region: 1-486 (161 amino acids)
Biological process (GO): anaphase-promoting complex-dependent catabolic process; protein K11-linked ubiquitination
Cellular component (GO): anaphase-promoting complex
Source: RefSeq, a predicted model, not a curated record